Anoplopoma fimbria (sablefish) is the source of this 1458-nucleotide messenger RNA. RefSeq names its product immunoglobulin superfamily member 21-like. The coding region runs from base 1 to 1458 and encodes 485 amino acids. The transcript is spliced from 10 exons. Lineage: Eukaryota; Metazoa; Chordata; Actinopteri; Perciformes; Anoplopomatidae. Gene Ontology annotation, cellular component: adherens junction. Gene Ontology annotation, biological process: heterophilic cell-cell adhesion; homophilic cell-cell adhesion. The record is from RefSeq and is a predicted model, not a curated record.
AUGUUAGACGGCUACAACGGUCCCAAUGACAACGGUGCACAUAAAAAUGGCCACCACACUGACCAUCCAGGUUAUUUAACCAUUUCCAUUGAGCCUCUUCCUCCUGUUGUCAUUGGAGACACAGUCACACUCAAGUGCAACUUCCUAACAGACGGCAACCUCCGAGAGAUAGUGUGGUUCCGGGUGAGUGAAGGAGGCAGUGCCAAGCAGAAGAUCUUCACCUAUGAUGCAAUGUAUAACACCAGCUACUCACACAUGGAGGACAACCGCAGACGAGAGGACCUGGUCUACCAGUCGACUGUGCGGCUUCCUGAGGUAAAGAUGGAGGAUGACGGCCUGUAUGAGUGCCAUGUGGGGAUCUAUGACAGGAGCUCCACUGACAAAGUGAUUUUAGCCUCUGGCAGCAUCACCCUCACUGUCAUAGUACCUCCCAAGUCUAUCUCUGUGGUGGCAGCCGACAGCCCGGCUCUGUUCAGCCGCUACGAGGCCCAGAACUUCACUCUGGUUUGCAUUGUUACAGGAGCAAAGCCAGCUCCCAUGGUGUACUUCAAGCGGGAUGGUGAGCUUAUUGAUGUGGUGCCAACUGCCCAGUCUUCCUCCUCAGUGGAAGACCAAAGAAAGGGCCCAGGUCUAGAAAAGAGGCUCUGGAGCUCCCGGGCCCUUUCCAGUCGAGAACUUGAUGACACCAAAUUGCAGAAGUCCCUGUCCCUUCUGGAACAAGAGGGGAGGCUGGCUCGGCUGGGCCAAGACGGCCCAGAUGGCCCCGAAAAGCGCCCAGAGCUAGGGUUUGAGUCGGACCCCGAGACAACCAGCGAGGUAAUCCCAGAGACGGUGGUGAGCCGGGAGUUUCCGCGCUGGGUCCAGAGCAGCGAUCCACUCUACUACUUCCAGCACAGGCAACAGGCAGCAGGAGAUGGCACCAUGGAGGUGAGGGCCAUGCUGACCUGGAGCCUCAACCCCCAGCUGGACAACGAGGCUCUGUUCAGCUGUGAGGUCAACCAUCCUGCCCUGUCCAUGCCCAUGCAGGCCGAGGUCACACUGGCUGCUCCAAGAGGACCCAGGCUGUCCAUGAGCCCCAGUAAGGCCAAGGUAGGAGACACAGUGCGGAUCACUGUCCAGGGCUUCCAGCUGGGACUUUCUGCAAGCGAGGUCUUCCCUGAGCCCAUAUUCACCUGGACCAAGGUUGGUGGGCAGCUGCUAGAUGGCAGAGAGGAGCACGAUGGAAGGGAGCUCAUCCUUGAAAGAGUUCCAGCUGAACUCAAUGGAUCCAUGUUCCGCUGCACGGCCCAGAAUCCCCUGGGCUCCACGGACACUCACACCCGGCUCAUCGUGUUUGAUAACCCAAGACUGAGGAAAGGAAGAGAACAUUUUAUUGCCAUUGACGCAGCGGCCAGUCGGUGCUCCCUCACAUUAACAUCCGUGUUGCUGCUGCUGAGCUUCACCUGCGAGCUGACGUGA